This is a messenger RNA of Pundamilia nyererei, 2700 nucleotides long. It is a transcript of the gene hpse, whose product is annotated as heparanase. Bases 238 to 1881 code for a protein of 547 amino acids. Gene Ontology annotation, cellular component: membrane; extracellular matrix. Gene Ontology annotation, molecular function: hydrolase activity, acting on glycosyl bonds. The transcript has 12 exons. Gene Ontology annotation, biological process: angiogenesis involved in wound healing; cell-matrix adhesion. The record is from RefSeq and is a predicted model, not a curated record. Lineage: Eukaryota; Metazoa; Chordata; Actinopteri; Cichliformes; Cichlidae.
CUGGAUGGGACGACAUCUUCCACGCAUUUCCUGAUAAAUCCACAGACUGAGUCUGUGUAUUCAUCAAUGUCUCUGGCGGCCACGUGAAUAUUAGUUUCAUUGAUCACUGAUCGAUUGAUGGAGUGUCGUCUCUCGUGAUUCCUGCUGAAAUGUUGGACCUGCAUAUAAGUUCCUGAUUUGAGGUCCCGGUCGUUCUGUGUGCGCGCACGAGGACGCGAAACAGGAAGUGUGACAGACAUGAGGCUCGCGCUGCUGCUGUGCACGCUCUGCUGCACCGGGACUCUGGUAACCGGAACCGGAGGAUCCCGGCUCCCUGAUGGACCCCCCGGGGAGCCGGACCGGGACCCCGGUCUGGGUUUGGGCGUGGACGUGUCGGCCCCUCUGCGACGCGUGGAUCCGCGCUUUCUGUCCGUGACCAUCGACGCGAGUCUGGCUUCACAGGAGAGCUUCGUGUGGCUACUGAGCUCUCGGAGGAUGAGGACGCUUGCAGCAGCUCUGAGUCCGGCCUUCCUGCGAUUUGGGGGGACGCGGCAGGACUUCAUGGUGUUUGAGCCUCACAGGAGGCAACAGUGGGAGGAGCCUCAGGACGCUGCAGGUGAGUCAUGUGACCAGACUUUCCUACCCCCGUGGAUGGAGGAGCGUCUGAAGUGCGACUGGGCGAAGCAGAAGCUGGUCCUGAUGAAGGAGGACCUGCUGGGUACAUACAGGAGCUUCUUCUUCACAGAGCUCACCGUGGACCAGCUGCAUGCCUUCGCCAACUGCUCUGGCUUCCAGCUCAUCUUCGGCCUGAAUGCUCUGCUGAGGACUGCUGACAACAGCUGGAACAACAGCAAUGCUGCCCUGCUGCUGCAGUACUGCCAGUCCAGACAUUAUGGGAUGUCCUGGGAGCUCGGAAACGAGCCAAACAGCUUCGAGAAGAAGGCCGGGAUCCGGGUGGAUGGGCAUCAGCUCGGGCUGGACUUCAUUCGUCUCAGGAAGAUGAUGUCAGAGUCCAAACUGUACCAAGAUGCUGGGCUGUACGGGCCGGACGUUGGCCAGCCGAGAAACCACCACGUAGACUUACUGGACGGAUUCCUGCAGACCGGAGCCGAGGCCAUCGACGCCUGUACCUGGCACCAUUAUUACGUGAACGGCAGAGACACGUCUGUGAAGGACUUCCUGGAUCCUGAAGUCCUGGACUCACUGGCCUUAAAGACCAAUGAAGUCAUGAAGAAAGUGAAGCUGGCGUCUCCGGGAAAGUCGGUUUGGCUCGGAGAGACAAGCUCGGCGUACGGAGGAGGAGCUGCAGGACUGUCAGACACGUUCGUCGCAGGAUUCAUGUGGCUGGAUAAAUUAGGCCUGGGAGCAGCACUCGGCCUGGAUAUCGUGAUGAGGCAGGUGCUCAUCGGCUCUGGGAGUUACCACCUGGUGGACGACAACCUGGAUCCUCUUCCUGUAAGACAGAGUCAGGAUUAUUGGCUGUCUGUUCUCUACAAGAGGCUGGUUGGACCGGAGGUUUUAAAGAUUCAAGUGCUUUCUGAGUUUGGCCGAAGUAAACGAGUGAGGAUGUAUCUGCACUGCACCAACAGGAAGAGCUACAGACGUGGAGCGGUCACGCUGAUGUCAAUGAACCUUGGGAAGACGCCAGCAAGGAUCUCGGUGCCCGCCGUCUUCUCCAACAGCACAGUGGAGGCUUUUGUCCUGGAGUCUGAGCAGCCCGGGGAGGAGGGACUCUACUCCAGGUCAGUGAAGCUGAACGGCGAGGUGUUGAUGAUGGUGGACGAUAAAACGCUGCCUGAACUCAAAGGAAAACUUCUCCUGCCGGCUCGCCACCUGCAGCUUCCUGCCUACUCGCUUGCCUUCUUCGUCCUCCCAGACGCCCAAGCUCCGGCGUGCAGCUGAUGACAUCACACGGAGAGGUGCUGUUUCCUCACACCGUGGACGCCUCAGUGUCAGAUUUUUAGACAAUACUUCCACUUUCUGAUAAUGAGUUUAUUGAUUCUCACUCAUGACCAAACAUCUCCAUCUAUGUCUCCACCCGCUCGUCAGUCACAGAGGCCACACCCCUAAUAAUGUGAACUUCAAGGUUGAUGAGGAUGAUGGAUAUGGAACAAUAUGGAAUAAGAUACUUAAAUGUUUUUUUCAUAACAAUUUUCAGAAACCAAAAAUAUUUUUGAUACGACCGUGUUUCAGCGUGUCAUCAGUGAGGACGUCUAAUGAUCUAAUUAAUCAAAAAGCACAAUGCUGACGCCGCCUCUUCGCCAUCAUCGUCAUCAGCAGGCUGGAGCACGUCCUCCUGAUGCUGCAGCUUCACGUUAUCAUGACAGCAAAUGUGUCAGAGUUUAAGCAGCGGGGAGACAGUGCUGUCACCAUCAGGUCAGACUGGGAACUGCAGUAGCGUCCUCCAUCAUCUUUAUCCAGUCUGUUCAUAAAAACUUCAGUAAAACUAGAAAAAGGUUUUGAAACUUUAACCAGAUGUAUACAUCUUUAUAACAGAUAUUUUACACUGAAAAUAUAAAUGUGUAAUAUAUAUAUAUAAUAAUAUAUCUAUAAACUUUAGUGUGAACUCUGCUAAUUAAAUAUUUAUUUCAUGAAAUCUUUCUGUUCUCUGCUGAUUUUAAAUUGGACUCUAAUAAAACUAAUGAACCAGUGUCCGACGCUCUCAGUGUGACUGUGAAGCUCAGGACGCCUGAGAGGCCCUGCUCUGAGACCUUCAGCUUA